UACAAAUAUAUCAAAAUGAUGUCCUUCAAAUCGUUUGUGUUGCUUAGUUUAUCACUUGCUGCCAUCACCGCCUACGCUUACGCCCAGGUAGCGCCCGGCUCGAAUGCGUAUUUGCCGCCCACCAAGAACGGAUAUGACUAUCCAGAGCCCAAUCAGCCAUUCAAACCCGGCACGCCUGGUAGACCUACGCCCGGUACCGGUCCACGUCCACCACCAUCUCCCCCACGCAUUCCCGGUCAACCCGCCGACGAUCAUGUGCACGUGCCCGGCAUGCCAUUCGACUUUGAGUACGCUGUCCAGGAUCCGGAGACGGCCAACGACUAUGCGCACAAGGCAUCCAGUGACGGCGACGUGGUGACCGGCGAGUAUCGAGUCCAGCUGCCCGACGGACGCACUCAGGUGGUGCGCUACACGGCCGACUGGAAGACUGGCUACCAUGCGGACGUCAGUUACGAGGGAGAGGCCCAGUUCCCGCAGGGACCAGCUGCUGGUGGACGCGGUGGUGGCGGCGGCGGUGCCGCCGGUGGCUACAAGUACUAGAGAGAGCAGAGCUCGGUCCGUAUCGCGUUUUGAGUUAUGUCUGUCGUCAUUAUCUUGUUGUGAAUUCCAUGAGAAAUGUCUAAACUUUAUGGUAUACAAAUAAAAACUAUUGAUAAUUUUUUAUAAA
Molecule: messenger RNA, 667 nt
Organism: Drosophila montana
Lineage: Eukaryota; Metazoa; Arthropoda; Insecta; Diptera; Drosophilidae
Gene: Cpr50Cb
Product: Cuticular protein 50Cb
Exons: 4
Coding region: 16-540 (174 amino acids)
Cellular component (GO): extracellular matrix
Source: RefSeq, a predicted model, not a curated record